Messenger RNA from Xyrauchen texanus (razorback sucker), 2854 nucleotides. Its product is annotated as protein adenylyltransferase FICD-like. Lineage: Eukaryota; Metazoa; Chordata; Actinopteri; Cypriniformes; Catostomidae. The record is from RefSeq and is a predicted model, not a curated record. The transcript is spliced from 3 exons. Gene Ontology annotation, molecular function: protein binding. The coding region runs from base 191 to 1537 and encodes 448 amino acids.
GGAGGAUUCAACCUUGUCGUGCCCUUGUGGAACCUGUUGAUUAGGUCGCACUGUCAUGAGAUCAUAUGAUCCAAGUUUUAUUCCUAACAGUUUGGGGGCUUUGUCCGAGAUACCUCACAAACAGGCUUUCAAAGCAGUCCAAAGGUAGAAUGUCGGACAUGUGGCCUGAGAUAUCUGGAUUCCUGGAUUGAUGCCAGCUUUUGCCGUAUUGCGCUGUACCAGCAGCAGUCUUCUGUUUUGGAGCUGGGGACCCGUUCUGUUUGCCCUUCUGGGCUCAGUGUUUGUUCUGCUGUUGCCUUUAGCAGGCAUAGAGGAGCAAUGCUGUGCCACGCUGAAGGGUCUUGCCCUUCUUCGCUGCCAGCUGUGGGGAGGUGUUCAGCGGCCUACAGUGCACACCACCAGCCUGACAGUCCCUUUCACAGCACUGGACCUGCUGCCACAGAAAUAUAAGCCUAGUAAAGAGACAAAAUUGGAGGCAAAGGCGUCUCUACAACAGGCUCUGGAGAUGAAGAAACAGGGGAAGAGUGAGAAAGGUCAUAAGCUACUCGUCCACGCACUCAACAUGAACCCAGAAUUUGUGGAGGCACUCACUGAGUUGGGAACCAUUCUAGAGGAAAAGGACGUAGUUCAAGCAGACCACCUCUACACCAAAGCCCUUGCCAUCUCACCUUGUAACGAGAAGGCUCUGGUGAGUAGAGACCGCACAUUGCCCUUAGUAGAAGAAAUAGACCACCGGCACUUCGGAAUUAUAGAUGGAAAGGUACGCCGUCUCAUGUCUAUACCAAAGGGCAACUCUGCCUUGCGUCGAGUCAUGGAGGAGACCUACUACCAUCAUAUUUACCAUACAGUAGCCAUUGAAGGCAACACACUCACCCUGUCUGAGAUUCGGCAUAUUAUUGAGACUAGAUAUGCCGUACCAGGUAAGAGUCUUCAAGAACAGAAUGAGGCUAUUGGCGUCGAUGUAGCCAUGAAGUAUAUAAACACCACUCUGCUGUCCCGUGGUGGGACGAUCACUGUCAAUGACAUCUUAGAGAUACAUCGGCGUGUUAUAGGCUACGUUGAUCCUGUCGAAGCUGGACGGUUCCGGACUAGCCAGGUUUUUGUGGGACAUCAUAUCCCACCACACCCACAAGAUUUGGACAGGCACAUGCAUGAGCUGGUGCAGUGGUUGAACUCCGAGGAGGCUCUCCAUUUACACCCUGUAGAGUUUGCAGCUUUGGCGCAUUAUAAACUGGUAUAUGUGCAUCCGUUUGCGGACGGGAACGGACGGAUGUCCCGACUGCUGAUGAAUUUAAUCCUAAUGCAAGCUAGUUAUCCGCCCAUCACCAUUCAGAAAGAACAGAGGGCAGAGUAUUAUGCUGCACUAGAUACAGCCAAUGAGGGUGACGUUCGGCCCUUUAUUAGAUUUAUUGCAAAAUGCACAGAAAUUACGCUUGAUACUCUGCUGAUAGCUACAACGGAGCAUGCAGUUGGGCUUCCUGGCGCUAGCAAUAAUGCCUGUCCUGAUUGCAAACAGACAAUACCAGUGCAUGGCUGAGAGAUGUUUUUUUGGCAGAAGGGAACAAACGUUUAAUUUAGGUGCCAUAUGAAUCACUCAGCAACUAAGAUGAUACUGCUUGUAUGGGAUUGCAUUUUAAUGUGUUUUUGUGAUGUGUAUUUAAUGUGUAGCCAAAUUUGUUACAGAUGUAGUGUUUGUAUUUGACAGUUUGAAAUGGUGUUCCUGUUUUCCCCUCAAAUGCAAUUGUUUAACUUUUAAAAUGAAAAGAAAGGCUUUCCAAAAGUUCAUGCUCUAAAUGUACUUGUUGGUGUGGUCAAACCUGGAGCUGAGCAACAAGUUCGAUAUGGUUAAAACAAUGAUUGAAUAGUAUGUAGGACAGAUUCAUGAGAUCAUGAGCUUUCUUCGUUAGCCCGCUAGGCGCAGCGCAUCCAGUAUACACUACUAUGUGUUAUACAGUUUUAGCAAUUUUCGUGCAUGGAAUUUCACCAACCCACUUGUGCCAUGUCCAUGCCCACUGACUUAAGCGCAAAACACUACGCUUAAGUCAUAGCACACUUAAAAUUGGGCCCAAUGCCUCCUUUUACAGCAACCAAAUCCUGCUGGAUUCUUUUCUGAUAUUUCUCUUCUUUAUUUAUUAUAAAAUAGAAUGCAUUAACUCUGUCUGUUUGGUAGAAAAUUACCUAAAAUGUGGUCAUGCAAACCUUAUGUGUAGUGUUUACUAUAUUUAUAAUUUCUCUAAAGACCAGCUUUCCUAAAGGAAGAUAUCUCUAAAAGACUCAAAUCUGGCUUGGAUUAAAUGCCUAUUAAAGAAUUCUUAGGAAAAGAACAUUUGUGAAGUACUGUAACAUUGUUGUUAGGAAAGAAACAUGUUCUUAUUUUAAUUUCCAUCAAAUUCAACUUGGGUCUAUUUGAAUAUUAUCAUCUCUGAUUUCAUUUAAGUGAUCUAAAAGACAUAUGUAACUAUAGUAAAUCAUCUAGAAUUGAUUAAACAUAUCUCUUUUGGAAUUUGGGAUGACCCUUGUGACCUUGACCAUGCCGUACUACUUUGGAAUGCUCCAAUAGCAAUGAUUUGUGUUGCAAGAAAUAUUCUAUCAAUUUCUUACUGCUGUUUAAAAUGUUAUUUAGUAAGCCGUUUUAUUGGUUGUUUACUGGUAGUAUUCAUUGAUGAAGUAUUUAAAAAUAACCUUAAGGAUUUAUUUAACACUUGUUGAUAUCUGAUAUUGUAAAUUUCUGUGUGCCUUAUUUUGGGCACCAAGGACAUCAAGAAGCACUUUUGUUUGAUCUAUUUAAACUGCUUUAUUUUACUACCAUAGAAAGCUAUUUUAUUAUUUAUGUGUAAUGUAUGUAAUAAAUUAC